Paraphaeosphaeria sporulosa is the source of this 966-nucleotide messenger RNA. RefSeq lists its product as uncharacterized. The record is from RefSeq and is a predicted model, not a curated record. Gene Ontology annotation, molecular function: ATP binding; DNA strand exchange activity; double-stranded DNA binding. Bases 163 to 732 code for a protein of 189 amino acids. Lineage: Eukaryota; Fungi; Ascomycota; Dothideomycetes; Pleosporales; Didymosphaeriaceae. The transcript has 3 exons. Gene Ontology annotation, biological process: DNA repair; DNA recombinase assembly; DNA strand invasion.
CGAGCAACCCGCGCGUUAGUCAGCGCCGUUCGCGUCUACCGUCGCAGCGCCGUUGCUAGCGCCGCGCUCGACCUGGAACUGGGCAUCGCAAAUCGCGUCUGCCCAUGUCUCGCCGCAGAGCCGCUGCGCCCACAGCAUGACGCCGGGCCCCGACCACGACCCAUGGCGGACCUGCUUCACGUGCUCCCCGACUUCGACACGUCCAAGUUCCAGCACCUGCUGCCCUCGCUCGACAAGGCCCUGGUCUCGACAACCGACCUCGUCACCCUCGCGCCCGCCCAUGUAGCAAAGCGCGCCCAGGUCCCCGCCGGCGAGCUGCGCAAGCUGGUCGACGCCCUGGUGCCUGCCCUGCACCGGCACCUCGGAUUCGGCGCAGAGGAACCGCGCAGCACCGCCUUUCUGGCUGCUUCUGGCCAUGCAUCCGCUGCCCUCGCUAUAAGCACCCUGGACGACGAGCUCGACCAAGCCCUGCUAGGCGGCAUCCGUCCUGGAUACCUCGUCGAGGUCACUGGCGAAAGUGGUGCCGGCAAAACGCAGUUGCUCCUUACGCUCUUGCUUGCAGCCCAGCUCCCUGCGCCCCGCGGCCUUCGCUGGCCAAUCAGCGCUCCCACUCAAUCCCAGCUUCGCAGGAAGACCGAAUCGUGCUGUCGCCGGAUCCCUUGGCGCUCGACCAUCAGCAAUGCUGGUUCACAGGCUGGGGCGAUAUCCGCGCGGACCCGUCGCAUACACUGAAGACGCCGUCGCUCGGCAUCAUCUGGACGAACCAGAUCGCCUGUCGCAUUGCCCUGAACAAGCGGCCUGUUAUAUCGAGCCGACCGUGGGUCAUCUCACGCGAUCCUCAGGACAUUGGAAAUGAGGACGAUACCCACAUCUCCAGGUGGCGCCGAUGGUUCAAGGUUGUCUUUGCGCCUUGGGCUCCGCCUUCCGAGGGUCGAGGUGUGGAGUAUGAGGUAGCGAGCAGUGGGA